Messenger RNA from Danio aesculapii, 969 nucleotides. Its product is annotated as olfactory receptor 52K1-like. The transcript has a single exon. Gene Ontology annotation, biological process: G protein-coupled receptor signaling pathway. Gene Ontology annotation, cellular component: membrane. NCBI's taxonomy places the organism in Eukaryota, Metazoa, Chordata, Actinopteri, Cypriniformes, Danionidae. Gene Ontology annotation, molecular function: olfactory receptor activity; G protein-coupled receptor activity. The record is from RefSeq and is a predicted model, not a curated record.
UUCAGCAUGAAGGAUCUUACUGAACAAAAUACCUCAUUCACAGACUUCAGAUUAAAUGGAUUCUACAGUUUAGGAGAAUGGAGGCCUUUUUUAUUCAUUCCCUUUUUCCUGAUGCUUUUAUUAGCCAUCACUGCAAAUGUACUUGUCAUAUAUUUAAUAAUACAUUAUAGGUCUCUGCAUUCUCCUAUGUAUGUACUAAUGGGUGUUAUGUCAGUGUUAGAUUUGCACUUGCCUAUGUGCUUUGUUCCUAACAUGCUUCUUAGCUUUUUAUUCAACUGGAGUGGGUGAUCUCUAACCGGUUGUUUGGUACAAAUGUUCGGCAUUCAUUUUGUUGGAUCAUUUCAAAUUACUCUACUAUUGUGGAUGGCAUUAGAUCGUUACUUUGCAAUAUGCAAACCUCUUUACUAUCAUAAAUACAUGGAAAUCUCGAACUUUCUAAAGUUUGUUGUGGCACCAGCUAUCAGAAAUGGACUCUUGGUUAUAACCAUGGUCUCUCUGGCUGGAAGACGGUCGUAUUGUUCAACAAAUGUCAUUGAGCACUGUUUCUGUGAACACAUGGCUUCGGUUCAGUUAGCAUGUGGGGAUAUCUCAGUUAAUAAUAUUGUAGGGCUUUCAUGUGCUUUCCUUAUAGCAGCCGCAGACUUUAUUCUCAUUACCAUCUCUUACAUUGUUAUUUUUUCCUCUGUGUUGAAAUCUGGCAGAGAUCACAUGAAGGCCUUAAACACCUGUAUCACUCACAUAAUUAUCUUGUCAAUUAGUGUGACCUCUGCUUUGAUUGCGUUUUUGUCCUACAGAAUAAGAAAUAACCUUUCUUCCAGCAACCGUAUAUUCAUUAGCAUUAUUUACUUAUUUUUUCCAAGUUGUCUCAACCCAUUAAUUUAUGGAUGGAGAACAAAAGAAAUAAGACAAACGUUUCUAUGGUUCAUAAACAAGGCGAAAGUCUUCCCUUUUAAAAAGUGGAAGGCAUAA